AUGGCUGACGCUUUGAAGGCAGAAGGCAACAAGGCCUUCUCUGCCAAAGAUUAUCCAACUGCGAUUGACAAGUUCACACAAGCUAUCCAGCUCGAUCCCAGUAACUAUAUCCUCUACUCCAACCGUUCCGCCGUCUAUGCUGCGCAGUCCGAAUACCAGAAAGCUCUCGAGGAUGCCAACAAGGCUGUUGAGAUCAAGCCGGACUGGUCGAAAGGCUGGAGCCGCAAGGGAGCCGCGUCCCGGGGCCUCGGAGAUCUCUUGGGUGCUCAUGAUGCGUACGAAGAGGCUCUCAAGCUCGACCCCGGAAAUGAGCAGGCAAAGAUCGGUUUCAACAAUGUGAAGAGAGCCAUUGAUGCCGAGGCACAGGCUGACGGUGUCACCGGCGACCCGACCGCUGGCCUCGGUGGAAUUUUCAACGAUCCCCAGCUGUUCCAGAAACUGGCCAGCAACCCCAAGACCUCCGCUCUCCUUGCAGACGGCGACUUCAUGUCGAAGCUGCAGCGUCUCCAGCAAAACCCCAACAGCAUCGGCCAGGAGCUCCAGGAUCCCCGCUUCCUGCAGGUUAUGAGUGUUCUGCUGGGAAUUGAUAUGAGCUUCGGUGCUCCUCCGGAGGCUGCCGGCGCUGGCGCUAAUGCCGACGAAGAUGUGCCCAUGUCGGAUUAUGUGCCUGCUCCUCCAGAACCUAGCAAGCAGUCUGAACCUCAACCCGAACCUGUGCCCGAACCCGAACCCAUGGACGAAGACACGCUCGCCCAGAAGGAAGCCAAGGAAGCCGGCGAUGCUGAGAAGAAGAUUGGUAACGAUUUCUACAAGAAGAAGCAGUUCGAUCAGGCUAUCGAGCACUACACCAAGGCUUGGGAACUUAACAAAGACAUCACAUACCUGAACAACAUUGGCGCAGCCAAGUUUGAGAAGGGCGAUCUCCAGGGUGCCAUUGAGACUUGCCAGAAGGCCGUUGAGGAAGGCCGUGAGCUCAGAGCCGAUUUCAAGGUCAUUGCUAAGGCCUUCGCGAGAAUCGGUACUGCCUACGAGAAGCUGGGCGAUUUCACACAAGCCAUUGAAUAUUACCACAAAUCCCUCACUGAGCACCGUACUCCUGACGCUUUGACCAAGCUUCGCAACGCCGAAAAGGCCAAGGCCAAGGCCGAGAAGGAGGCCUACAUCGACGCCGGCGAGGCCGAAAAGGCCCGCGAGCUUGGACAGCAGAAAUUCCAGGAGGCAGACUGGCCCGGUGCCGUCGAUGCCUUCACUGAGAUGACGAAGCGGGCCCCGAACGACCCUAGAGGCUUCUCGAAUCGUGCGGCCGCCCUCAUCAAGCUCAUGGCUUUCCCUCAGGCUGUGCAGGACUGCGACGAGGCUAUCCGCCGUGAUCCCAAGUUCAUUCGCGCUUACAUGCGCAAGUCCCAGGCUUUGGUCGCCAUGAAGGAGUACAACAGGGCUCUGGACGCCUGCACGGAAGCCGCAGAGCAGGACGAUGGAACCCACGCACGCGAAAUCGACCAGCAGCAGCAGAAGUGUCUGGAGGCCCAGUUCAGCGCCCGCGCCGGCGAGACGGAGCAGCAGACCAUGGAGAGAAUCCAGAACGACCCUGAAAUCAUGUCGAUCCUUCAGGACCCCGUCAUGCAGAGCAUCCUUCAGCAGGCCAAGGGCGACCCUGCCGCUCUGCAGGAGCACAUGAAGAACGCCCAGGUCCGGACAAAGAUCCAGAAACUCAUGGCGGCCGGCGUCAUCCGCCUGGGCCGGUAG
Messenger RNA from Aspergillus clavatus NRRL 1, 1746 nucleotides. It is a transcript of the gene sti1, whose product is annotated as Hsp90 cochaperone STI1. The coding region runs from base 1 to 1746 and encodes 581 amino acids. The transcript has 5 exons. Gene Ontology annotation, molecular function: Hsp90 protein binding. Lineage: Eukaryota; Fungi; Ascomycota; Eurotiomycetes; Eurotiales; Aspergillaceae. The record is from RefSeq and is a predicted model, not a curated record.